Molecule: messenger RNA, 816 nt
Organism: Arxiozyma heterogenica
Lineage: Eukaryota; Fungi; Ascomycota; Saccharomycetes; Saccharomycetales; Saccharomycetaceae
Gene: RTN1
Product: Rtn1p
Exons: 1
Coding region: 1-816 (271 amino acids)
Source: RefSeq, a predicted model, not a curated record
AUGGGAGUGUGUGCUAAUUGCAAUUGCCGUUGUGAGUUGUUAUUAUGGAAAAAUCCACUUGAAACCGGGAAAUAUUUCUUUGGUUCUUUAUUAGUUUUGUUGACUUUGAAGAAAGUUAAUUUAAUCACUUUCUUUUUAAGAGUAUUCUACACUAUUUUCUUUAUUACCGGUUCAGUUGAAUUUUUAACAAAGGCUUUCUUGGGUCAAGGUUUAGUCACUAAAUAUGGUGUUAAACAAUGUCCAAACACCGUUCUUUAUAUUAGACCAUAUAUCGAUGAAUUCUUAAAGCAAUUACCUGUGAAGCAAGCUAAAUUUAGAAAGUUAGUCUUUGCUGAAAUCCCAAAGAACACCUUCAAGGCUUCUUUGGUCACCUACUGUUUACACAAAUUGUUCUCCUGGUUUUCUUUAUGGACUUUGCUAUUCGUUGCUGAUUUAUCUAUCUUCAUUUUACCAUUAGUCUACACUAAAUAUCAAAAGGAAAUUGAAGCUACUUUAUGCAAAUUAAACAAGUGCGGCAAAGAAAAAUUGAGUCAAGGCUUUAACCAAGUCUGUGAUCAAUUAGAACCACACUUGAAGAAGAUUGGUCCAUUAAACUCCAUCUUACAAAACUUAAAGCAAAAACAACCAGCCGCUGAAGAAAAGGCUACUGAAGUUGCUGCUGAAGCUACUUCUGCUACUUCUACUGGUGUUGAAUUACCAAAGGUCCCAGAAACCAGACCAGCUACUCAAGAAUUCGAUGUUGAUCAAUUAGUUAAGGACACCGCUGCUGCCGCUGCUGCUUCUUCUCAUGCCAAACAAACUGAAGAACAAUUAUAA